Molecule: messenger RNA, 5775 nt
Organism: Larimichthys crocea (large yellow croaker)
Lineage: Eukaryota; Metazoa; Chordata; Actinopteri; Sciaenidae
Gene: cdh6
Product: cadherin 6
Exons: 12
Coding region: 235-2655 (806 amino acids)
Biological process (GO): cell migration; cell-cell adhesion mediated by cadherin; calcium-dependent cell-cell adhesion
Cellular component (GO): plasma membrane; catenin complex; adherens junction
Molecular function (GO): beta-catenin binding; cadherin binding; calcium ion binding
Source: RefSeq, a predicted model, not a curated record
AGAGAGAGAGGAGAGAGGAGAGAGGAGAGGGAGAAGCAGAGUGAGGAGGAGAGAGAAGGGGACAGACAGAGAGAACAGCAGUCCGUCUCCGGUGGUUGUUCUUGGUGAAGCUCCAUCCUCCGCGCUCAGCGCUCUUCAGGACUAUGACUGAUAGACUCACCUUCCAAUUCAAGGUGGUCCAGCUGGGAAGAUAAAACACUUGUGACCUGUACAUCCUCAACCUCCUCUGGAAAAAUGAGGACUAUCUUACUGGGCUUUGUAUGUGUUCUGUGUCUUGGCCCGUCCCUGUUUGCUUUGUCUUUGAAUGGACGGAGGAUUGAGGCGGUAGAUGGAGAAGGAGCUGCAGCAGCAGUCAGAGUGGAAAAGCUGCUCAAAAGAGUGAGACGAGGCUGGAUGUGGAACCAGUUUUUCCUGCAGGAGGAAUACACAGGCAACGACUACCAGUACAUUGGCAAGCUCCAGUCAGACCAGGACCACGGAAAUGGCGUAGUCAAGUAUGUUCUGUCUGGUGAGGGGGCAGGCACCAUCUUCGUCAUUGAUGAGAAUAACGGUGACCUGCAUGCCACUCGCCGCCUGGAUCGCGAGGAAAAGGCUUUUUAUAUCCUCAAAGCCACGGUGGUGAACAAACGGACGGGUCAGAAGCUGGAGCCCGAGACCGAGUUCACCGUCAAACUCCACGACAUCAACGAUAACGAGCCUCAGUUCAGCAAAGAGAUUUACAGCGGGAGUGUGCCUGAGAGGUCUGACAUCGGUACAUCGGUCAUCCAGGUGACAGCUACAGAUGCUGAUGACAGUAUGUACGGGAGCAGUGCCAAACUGGUGUACAGCAUCAGUCAGGGACACCCAUACUUCUCUGUGGACCCAAACACAGGCGUGAUCCGGACAGCCUUGGGUCCUGGUGACAUGGACCGUGAGCAGAAGGAGCAUUACCAGGUGGUGAUCGAAGCUAAAGACAUGGCUGGACAGAGAGGAGGGCUCACUGGGACCACUGUGGUUAACAUCUCCCUCACAGACGUCAACGACAACCCUCCCCGCUUCACUCAGAGUAUUUACCAGUUCAGAGUUCCUGAGUCAGCCAAGUAUGGCACUCCAGUUGGAAGAAUUAAAGCCUCUGACAAAGACAUUGGGAGAAACGCUGAGAUGAAUUUCACCAUUGUGAGUGGAGAUGGCAUGGAGAUGUUCGACAUCCACACUGACAAAGACACCCAGGAGGGAAUCAUCACCGUUAACAAGCCUCUGGAUUAUGAGAAGAAGCCGUCUUACACAGUAGAGAUCCAGGUCAAGAAUGCCCAGGAGGACCCCCGCUUCCAGUUUGCAGCCUCCAUGGCUACAGUGCGGAUUGCAGUGGAAGACGUGGAUGAGCCGCCGCUAUUUGACAAAGCCAGCUACCUGAUGGAGGUGAAGGAAGAUGCAGUGGUGGGCGUGGUCGUAGGCUCUGUCAGUGCCAUGGAUCCUGAUGGGGCACGCAGCAUGGUCAGGUACUCUAUCGACCGCCGCACUGACAUGGACCGCCUGUUCAACGUACAUGCAGGGAAUGGAUCUGUGUUCCUACUCAAAAGCCUGGACAGAGAGGAGACUCCCUGGCAUAACAUCUCAAUCACUGCCACCGAGUUCCAUAAUCCCCGUCAGAGCAGCCAUGUGCCCGUCUACAUCCGCCUGCUGGACAUCAACGACAAUGCUCCCACAUUCGCCACCGUGUAUGAAACCUUUGUCUGUGAGAGGACUAAGGCUGGUCAGCGGAUCCAGACAGUGAGUGCAGUCGAUGCCGAUGAGCCGUCAGCAGGACACAAGUUUUUCUUCAGCCUGGCCCCUGAGGGAACGCACCGCAGCAACUUCACCAUCCGAGACAACGGAGAUAACACUGCUGGCAUCCUGACACGUCGAGCCAGCUAUAGCCGCAUUCACCAGAGCGUCUACCUGGUUCCCGUGGUGAUCACCGACAGCGACUACCCCAUGCAGAGCAGCACCGGCACCCUCACCGUGAGGGUGUGCACCUGCGACCGUGAAGGCAACAUGGAGCUGUGUAACGCGGAGGCGCUGAGCAGCUCUCCUGGCCUCAGCACCGGAGCUCUCAUCGCCAUCCUCCUGUGUGCCAUCAUACUGCUGAUGAUUGUGGUCCUGUUCACUGCACUGAAACGCCAAAGAAAGCAAGAGCCUCUUAUCAUCUCCAAGGAAGAUGUCCGAGACAACGUGGUGAGCUACAAUGAUGAGGGCGGAGGCGAGGAGGACACUCAGGCUUUUGACAUUGGGGCACUGCGACACCCAGAUGCCGCCGCCGCCUUGGAGGAGUCCGCCAAGCAGAGGCGUGACAUCAUCCCCACUGACACCCUGCUGUACCCUCCACACCGCCGACCUGCUCCCGCCGCUUCUGGCCACGUCAUGCCACCAGUCAACAUGGUGUCACGGGAUAACGGGGACGUACGUGAGUUCAUCAAUCAGAGAGUGCUAGAGAACGAUUGCAACCCAACAGCACCACCAUACGACUCACUGGCCACCUAUGCCUAUGAGGGCGCAGGCUCAGUGGCCGAGUCGCUGAGCUCGCUGGGCUCAGCAUCGUCUGAGGCUGAGCAGGACUACCACUACCUGAGUGACUGGGGGCCCAGGUUCCGGAAAUUAGCUGACCUGUACGGGGCUGAGGACAGUGACUUCUCCUAACAGAAACACCACAAACACACACUCACUUCCAUGUCAAAGACAGGUUCAGGACAGAUUUUGACCAACCAGGGCCAGAGACUGCAACGUCUGACAAACUCAAUAUUAGAGAUUGUGAACGUUGUUGACGCCCUUUAAGAAAAUAUUACAACUUUCAAAAAUACAGCCAACACACUCCACAUGAUGAACCAACAGAUGUGCUGGUAGAUGUUAUUUCCAUUUAAUAGCAUAUUUAAGAAUGCCACCUGAUUCAGGACCUGCCUUCACUGCACGUGGAUCCAAAAAUGCAUACCAAGUCAUUUUCUAAAGUCCUAAAUAUCUGAUUUUGGGAAUUGGAACUAAUGGAUGUAGAAAUGUAAAUUAACCAGCACAACGGUGGAGUCCAACAAACUUCAGUUCCACCAGUGUGAACCUCUUCAAAGACUCAUUUCAGGCCUGAAUGGAGUUUUGAAUCAAAAUUGGACUGUAUUUUGUAUUAAGAAUUGGACUUUUAAUAUGUUCGGGCUUUGCUUUAAUCUCUCCUUGGUUACCAAAUAACCAUUUUUGCAGAGUGUAUAUUGUGGCUUUAAACUGAAUGGAGGAAAGUCUUGGGAACCAGGUCAGUCAACAAAACAUCAGAGUUGGAGUUAUUGAGGAGUGGACCACACACACUUACCUCUGUGGAUAUGAAGUGAUGAGUGUGUGGAAGAAGAGUUUUUUGUUUUGUUUAGUUUUUUUGACUAAGUGCCCUUCUGCUGCCCUUCGAGCUGAACUGCCUGUAGGUUGGCUGAGACUGGAGGGGGUUAAUGACUCACAUAUGAUUGCUUUUUGUCUUUUUGCCGUGUUGUACAAAUGGACCAUUACAGAGGAGCUGUUGUGAAGGACCCUCGCUUGAAAAUCGCCUUUUUCGGGGACACAGAGUAAAAAGAGGAUAUGUCCUGUGACAAAAUGCACUGAUUUCUUUAUGUUUGUGCAGAUUUUUAGAUUCCUUUUGGAUUAUUUUUUUUUGGGCUGCACACAAAAAGAAGAUCCGUGUUCAUGGCAUCAUUUCAAGACUUUUAGCUCUUGAUUAAGUGUAUAUUGUGUCAGAAAUGUGGUUGAACUGAGUUAUAUUGGAAUUUUACUGGAGUCUUUUUACAAUAACAAAAUACAACUUCAGAUAUCAUACAAACAUUUGUUGAACAAUCUUGAAUAAAAUAUGUUCAUUGAGAAUAUGCUUCAUAUUUACAUGAGGGACAUGGGACACGUAGAGCUGUCACUUUUCAUUCAGAACUUUAGACUACUGAUUGAGUGAGAAUGAACUUACCAAACUCAAAAUUGCCAAUGUGUUGGUCAAAUAUUAAUGCUGCACUGAACAAUAUUUUUAUUAGAAUAACAAUGGAUCCAAUGGCUAACCAUUAUGUAAUGUGGAAGAUAUUGAUUGUAGUGACAAACCUGAGAAUUAUCACCAACUCUGCAGUUCUUCUCAGUUCUACAAGUGUUUUAGUGUCCUUCAGCUUAUUGUUUCGGUUUUCUGGCUGGCAAUCUUGCUGUUCUGAUUGAGUCCCGCAGCUCUCAUCAAGAUUGUUUCCAGCAGCAGGGAUCAUCUGUUUCCAGCACCAAAGAGCAGACAGACACAGUUAGCAAUUAGCUGAUGAACAUACCAAAGCAUUUAGCAGCUAAAGAGGCAAGAGCUGGUGGAGGUCAAAACAGAGUGAAUAUUACGUGGCUGCAAACAAAACUGCAAAUGGAUGCUAAUGUUGCUCUGUAACUGUUUGCUGACACAUUAGCCAUAAAAAGAAUAACCUGCUAAUUCUUGCUGAAAGUUAGACAAGAAGAUUGUUACCACUCUUGUGUGUGUCUGCAUGGCAAAUAUGAAGCUGUCCAAAAGUAACAAAAUCCACCUACCAGCACUAAAGCUCACUAAUUAUCACAAUGUGUCACGUUUUUGCAACACGAAAACCAAAGUGUAAAAACAGGUCAACAAGUUAGUUUGAUUUCUCUUCUAUUUCUGUUUCUUAGCUCAUGGUUGCCUGGCAACCUCAUGUGGACAUAAAAAUACAGAGGUAACUAUCAAGACAUGAUAAGCAGAUAAUCAUAGCAGCAAACGUAGUAACGUCUCAGUAACGUAGAGAGGCAUUUCUGAUUAACAGUGUAAAUGGGAAAAAUUGUGGAUAAACGUGAGGCUGUUUGACGCAACUGCCUUACAGUAACAUUACAUUAACAUUACAGCAACUUUACAAGAACAAACCCAAACCAACCGUUAGCUUGUCACUUAAGAGGCACCACAAGAACCAGGACAAUUUUGCCUUCAGAUUUUGUCUCAUUGAAAAAGUGACAGCCCUACUUCAGCCAGCAUUGGAGCUUGAAUGUUUUCGGUCUUGUGACUGGUCACCUCAUUUUCAGCCUAAUAUUAUUUUGUUUUGUUUUCUCUUAUGUACUUGCAUAGUUUGAGGAUGUGAUCCUUUUUUGUUUGUUUUUGGUUAGUUUUUUUGCAGAGGUAUCCAGGCACUGUCUGCUUUGUCUGAGACAAGAAGAAAACAACAACAGCUUUUCUUAUUUACUGCUUAUUUUUUUUGGUUUCAUUCAGUCAACACUUGUGUCUACUGCAGAGACAUGAGGUUUUGUUGUUAAAUGUCGUAAUAAAGCCAACACUGGAAGACUCUGUUCCAUUGUUUCAUCAGCAUCGUUUUAUGUCGCAGUAGUUACUGAAGCAAAAGGUCUAAACCACAGCAGUAAACUUGAGUGCUAUGUAAAAAACAAGUGAGGGAUGAAACUCUGAAGUCAAAAUCAUUAGCUGAUUCAGACUCUGUGUUUUUCUGAUUUGAGAUCCGCAGUGUGUAUUGUGUGUAUUGGCAGUUCCAGUAAAAGCAGCAGUUUGUUCCAGUCAGUUGUGUUUUGUGACCAUAGUCUGCUCUGAAGGCUUGAAACUAAAAAAUGUCCACAUAUUUUUCUUUAUAUUGUAAUUCAUUCUUUUUGUACCAAAUAUUUAUAGGACACGAUGAUAAUGAUAUUCUUGGAGGGGGAAAAAAAUCAAAAUACCGUCCAGCUUCACUGUUUUUUAAUGUAAUUUUGGAGGUGUGAAACUCGCUGUGGGCAGUACCGUCCGUAUAUGAUGUAUUAUCAAGUUGUUUAAUUUUAUCAAAAUAAACUUUUACAGUGAAA